GACAAUUACAGCCGAAGCUUGCAAAUUAUGUUUUAUGUUCUAUAUUGUUUUUAUACUUGUUUCCAGUUUCAACGCAACAAAACUAUAUUCCAAAAUGAGAGUGUGAUCAUCAACAAUAUUUGAUUAGAUUCUUUUAUAACUAAGGCUCAUUUUCCACGUGUGGUGUUCUAUAAAAAGUUGUUUACGAAUGACGCUACGAGCUCAUGUUUAAUUUACCAUCUAUCCAUCACUAAGAACAUUUAUAUUUUGAAACGAUAACCUUUAACAUUUUAUUCAUAAAUUUCCUUGACAAAUUAAGUGAAAAUGUGAACAGUGCUAAGUGUCGAGAAUUAUUUCUAUUGGGUAUGUCGUGACGAAACUGUAACAAUAAUGUUAACGGUAUUAUUGGUGGCACUCCUAUUUGCAAUAUCGAACGCAGACGUCGAGACGCAUUGUAGUAAUAGUUCAGAUACGAGCCUUACUUUCGUGCCAGCAAAUGAUGGCGUGGAUGGGAGAUAUCGUGUGGAAUGGUGUACGACGCCUAAAUCGAAGGACAAGGUGACGAGCUGGGAGCUCACGUUACGCUGCAAAGAAAAUACCACCGAGGACAAAUGCCAUGGCGAUGCCUUCCUGUAUGUGAGACAGGGUCACUCGUUUUUCAACAAAGAUGUGAAUAUUACAAAUUUAAAUUGUACUAAUGUAUGUUUCGCUACUAACCUUGAUCUGAUAUUCAAUGGUACUUGUUACUUAGUGAAAACAUUCCUACACUAUGGAAAGAUCAGCGGCAGUCCGGAAGAUCAUCUGUUUUAUAUUACAAAUGCAUAUCCCAAGGAACGUUUUACUAACAGUGACACCAGGAUUUCCAUACAGAGCUUUAACAAUGAACAGCUCACAGUCAUGUGGUUCUUGAGCUACAUCCCAGCAACUGACUACACAAUGAGCUUAUGUGUGCUAUCCAACACUACUAAUGAUGAGGCGUGCGCGGACGUGUCGCGGUACUGCGGCGCGCGCGGGCGGCAGCUGAGCGAGGUGCGCUGCGAGCUGCGCGCCGCGUACGGCCGCUACAACAUGCGCCUGCAGCACUGCGCGCCCUGGGACACCUCGCCGCUCUUCCGCCGCCUCACCAACGCCAACCGCGUCUUCACGCACGCGGCGGAGCGGGCGCCGCGCGACGAGGGGGGCGGCGACGCGCUGUGGUGGGUCGGCGCCGCGCUGCUGCUCGCGCUCGCGCUCGCCGCGCUGCUCGCCGCCGCCGCGCGCUGCCGCCGCGCGCCGCCGCUCGAAUGGGCGGCGGCGGAGAACAAGGGUGUGGGGGCGGAGAUGGUGGGUGCGGGGGGUGCGGGGGGCGGCGGGGGGGCGGCGCGCGACAAGGUGCUGCUGCUGUACGCGCGGGACUGCGCGCCGCUCAUGCGCCUCGCCGCGCGCCUGCGCACGCUGCUCGCGCGCGCCGCCGACGGGCCGGUGUACGACCUGUACGAGCUGGGCACGUGGCGCGCGGCGGCCGGCGCGCCCGGCGAGUGGGUGCGGCGCGCGCUGGCGCGGGACGACGUGCGCGUCGUGCUGCUGCAGGCGCCCGCCGCCGCGCACCUGUGCCGCCCCGCGCAGCGCGACAACCUGGCGCUGGAGCAGCCGCUGCUGGGGCGCGCGGUGGUGUACCGCGCGCCGGCGGCGGCGGACGCGCUGGCGGCGCUGGCGCUGCGCCUGCUGCACGAGGCCGCGCACACGCGCCCCGCGCUCGCCUACCGCAAGUGCUACAAGGCCACCAUAAGCGGGCUUAAAGUGGACCUGGCGCCGACGAUCACGCCGCUGCGCUGGUACGAGCUGCCCAAGGACAUUCUGCUGCUGCUGCGGGACCUGGACCCGAGCCUGUUCCCGCCGGACGCCCCCAGCGCCCCCAGCGCCGACACCCCCAACACCCCCAACACCCCCACGUCCCUCCAGCUCGACGCUGACUUCAGACAGGAGCUGCAAGACUUCAACGAGGCGGUCGAUGAGCUGCUAGAUUACGUGAGGGAGAAUCCGGGAUAUCUGAAUGACGAAGUGCUGUGCAUAUAGAUGGUGCUGUUGUAUGUUGUUGUUGUUGUUGUUGUUCUGUUGUUGUGUUGUUGUUAGGCUAGAUAAAUAUAUGACAGAGAGACACUAGUUUUUUAUUUUGUACAAUAUAGGGAAAGUGUGUUCAAUACCAAAUUAUUGUUGUUUUUUGUUUUUGUAUUUUGUACGGUAAGGUGGUUUGGAGUUUGGAGGGCGAAACCGAUUGUCUCAUCAGUUUUAUUUUAGUUUAUUAUUUUUAUUUAAGUUAAUUAUAAUGUAAAUAUAAGUUAUGGCUGUCAUGAAACACUAAGAGGACAAAAAGAAAUCAAUUUUGAUUGAUCUGUGUAAUUACACAGAUAACCCCAAAUCGAGUCAUAACUGAAAAGCAGCUGUUCACUUUAUUUUAUCUAUAAGCGAUUAUUAUUAAGUGUAAUUAUAUACAUAUUACUAAUAUUAAGUUUUUACACAAGGUCGUAGGGUCCAUGUAUUUUUUUUUUUUUUCAUUUAAAAAUAUUACGUUUCAUGAAACCAAAAACGAGUAUUUUGUAGUAUUCUUCAUUAGGAAUUUAUCUUUCAAAAAGUGCGAUAGAUAAUAAAGUGUAUCGGUAUAUAAAUUUAAAGCUAAAAGUUUGAAAACUUGUGCGUAAGAAAAAACAAAGCAUAUAUUAAAAUUUUAUUUGUACAUUUUAUGUUUAUUGAACAUAACUUCUUUGAAACUGUCACAUACACUAUCUGUAAAUAUAUUAUAUGUAUGUAAUUUUGAAAUAUACAAUUCCCACGAAUUUUCAAGAUGGAAAUGUUCGUUCAAAACAAUUGGAGUAUUGAAUGACUUAUAUCCU
This is a messenger RNA of Zerene cesonia (dogface butterfly), 2849 nucleotides long. RefSeq lists its product as uncharacterized. The transcript has 9 exons. The coding region runs from base 370 to 2034 and encodes 554 amino acids. NCBI's taxonomy places the organism in Eukaryota, Metazoa, Arthropoda, Insecta, Lepidoptera, Pieridae. The record is from RefSeq and is a predicted model, not a curated record.